This is a messenger RNA of Lichtheimia ornata, 897 nucleotides long. RefSeq lists its product as uncharacterized. Lineage: Eukaryota; Fungi; Mucoromycota; Mucoromycetes; Mucorales; Lichtheimiaceae. The transcript is spliced from 7 exons. The coding region runs from base 1 to 897 and encodes 298 amino acids. The record is from RefSeq and is a predicted model, not a curated record.
AUGACGGGCGAGAAUACUACCCCAAACCAGGAAUCUGGUUAUGACUUUAAAUAUGGACGUCGUUUCCACACUCAAUCAAGCACCGUUAUCCCCGAUGAUAAGCAAGAACAAGACCGCAUUAGUGGGCAGCAUCUCAUGAUCAAAAAGAUGCUUGGAGGCAAGCUAUUUGAAUCUCCCGUAGCCGACAUCCUUGAGAGUGGUACCAACGUGCUCGAUAGUGGAUGUGGACCUGGUGCUUGGCUCCUCGACAUGGCAACCACUUAUCCACAAUCAAAAUACUAUGGUAUUGAUAUUGCCAAGGAUCAAUUCCCUGCACAGUGGCCCUCCAAUGCCAAUUUUACCAUGUUGGACAUCACACAGUUGGCAGAUCACUUUCCUAGCAACCAUUUUGGCUUUGUAUACCAACGCCUUGUGGCAUGGGGUAUCAAGGAUUGGGAUAAGAAUGUUGAUGCCCAUAUGCAAAUCGUGGAACCAAAUGGGUGGAUGGAAUUUAUCGAGACUGUGAUUGUUCCAGAAUACUGCGUCAACAUGGGUCCCAAGAUGACCGCCUUUAUCAAUACAUUAUUACAAGGAAUCAAAGAGAAACAACUGGAUCUUGCAAUUGGAGCCAAGCUUCAAGAUAAACUUGCAUCUGCGGGUGCUAUCAACAUCGAAGUACGUAAGUCUCAUCUACCACUUAACCAUAGCGGUGAACCUGGCAUACGUACCUGGGCAAACAUCAGCAUGUUCCUUGCAAGUCUUCGCCCAGGCUUCGUUAAAGGAGAUGAUCGAUUUGAAGACAAGGCUUACUUCGAUGAAUACCUAGCCGAAUGUGGAGAGGAAUGCAAGGAAUUUCAAACUUGCUUUGUCACAUAUCGUAUAUCUGCCCAGAAACCAGACACCACCACACGCAAUUAA